Oppia nitens is the source of this 1577-nucleotide messenger RNA. RefSeq names its product 14-3-3 protein epsilon-like (gene 14-3-3epsilon). The coding region runs from base 271 to 1062 and encodes 263 amino acids. NCBI's taxonomy places the organism in Eukaryota, Metazoa, Arthropoda, Arachnida, Sarcoptiformes, Oppiidae. The record is from RefSeq and is a predicted model, not a curated record. Gene Ontology annotation, biological process: signal transduction. The transcript is spliced from 4 exons. Gene Ontology annotation, cellular component: cytoplasm.
AAGUGUCUCAAAUGUAUAGUAAAUGUCGGCCUCUAGUCGUGAGCAGCGAUUGGAUAACACUUUGACGUUAUGUUCGACUGAAUUGUUUUGUGAGUGAAAAUAGUGAGUAAUAGACAGCUAUUGAGACUCUAUUAGAGUAUUAUAUAUACAGAGAGAGAGAGAGAGAGAGAGAGAGAGAGAGAUAGACAACACUGAAGACAGCGAUUGACACACAAGUGAUCACUGAAGACAUCACUACUGAUAUCUCAUUUGAUUUAAUUAAUUGAAAUAAUGACCGAUAAUCGAGAAGACAAUGUCUACAAAGCAAAGUUGGCCGAACAGGCCGAGAGAUAUGAUGAAAUGGUGGACGCGAUGAAGAAAGUGGCGACAAUUGAUGCCGAUCUGACUGUCGAGGAACGGAACCUAUUGUCAGUGGCCUACAAGAAUGUGAUCGGUGCCCGACGGGCCAGUUGGAGGAUUAUAUCGUCUAUUGAACAGAAAGAGGAACUGAAAGGAUCCGAAACACGCAUUGAGUUGAUUAAGACAUACAGACUUCAAGUCGAGAAAGAAUUGCGUGACAUUUGUCUCGAUAUACUCGAUGUCUUGGAUAAGCAUUUGAUUCCUACGGCUUCUUCGGGAGAGUCGAAAGUGUUUUACUUUAAAAUGAAAGGAGAUUAUCACCGCUAUUUGGCUGAGUUUGCGGCCGGAAAUGAUCGCAAAGAGGCGGCUGAGAAUUCUUUGGUAUCGUAUAAGUCAGCUUCAGAUAUAGCGAUGACUGAAUUGCCGCCAACACAUCCCAUAAGACUGGGUCUGGCACUCAACUUCUCAGUGUUUUAUUACGAGAUAUUGAACUCUCCAGAGAGGGCCUGUCGGUUAGCAAAGGCUGCUUUUGAUGACGCAAUCGCUGAAUUGGACACACUUUCUGAAGAGAGUUAUAAGGAUUCGACACUUAUAAUGCAAUUGCUUAGAGAUAACCUGACGUUAUGGACAUCAGAUAUGCAGCACAACGGAGACGGCGACCAAAAAGAGUCUUCAGGUGGAGCACCGCCCGCAGAGACUGAACAGACAACUGAUGUCUCAUAAAUUUUAUCAAUUAUUUUUAGUUUCAGUUAAAAAGUCCGUCUGUUCCCUAAUCCUCAUCUAAUAACGACAUCAUUAAUACUGAUAUACUUUAAAAUUGUUUUAAUUUUAUAUAAGUUUUAAUAUGAGCGGUAAUAUUUGGUUUCACUUUAUCUAAAAUUUUUCAUUAAAUUUUGAAAUAUUAAGAGUAAAAAACUACCGGUAAUACAAUAAUAUUUAUGUAUCGUAUUUAACUUCAUAAAAAUUUGUCUAAUGAAACCAAUUUUUAGAGUUAAUUAAUUUAUAUUUUAGCCAAAAUUUUCUAAAAAAUUAUCGAACAAAUGGAGUUUAUUUUGUAUAUUAUUUAUAUUAUGUUCAUAGUUUGUAAACCCAAUUAUAAAAAUUAAUAUAAAUAAUAAUAAAUAACAAAAUCAGAGACUUAUGUUAAAUCUAAUUUUAAUUUAUAUACAACUAAAUUAAAAUUUAAUGAAUUUAACAAUUACUGUGAAUAUUAAAUUCAAUUUUAUAGAUAAAUGCAA